UACUUCCGGAGGUCAAACGGGUGAUAUUGGUUAUGAUUUUUUGUGACAUUUCUUAUUUUCCAUAUUACAAGUUGUUAUAUACUUUGAAAACACACGUGGGUGGUUUAUCCUUGGACAGGAACUGAAAAGCAGCAGGGAUGGCUUUAUUGGGGAGUCUGAGACCAGCGUUGACAUCAUUUCUGCAAGUGUCUCAGUCUGUCUCCCAAUGGUCUGGACCUGUCCUCUCCAGAACUAUGGCUACUCUGAAUCAGAUGCAUCGCCGGGGGAAGCCAUCACCCCCUCCCCCGAGCGUCAGCGCCAUGUUCGGCCGCCCCCAGCUGAAGGCAGUAAUCCUGAAGACAAUGAUCCGGAAACCCAAGAAGCCAAACUCGGCCAACCGUAAAUGUGCCAGAGUCCGCCUCAGUAACGGCAAGGAGGCAGUGGUGUUCAUUCCUGGGGAGGGACACAACCUCCAGGAGCACAACGUAGUGCUGGUGCAGGGGGGCAGGACACAGGACCUGCCAGGAGUCAAGCUGACUGUGGUCAGGGGAAAAUAUGACUGUGCCCAUGUUGUGAAGAAGAAAAAUAACUAAUAGGGAGCAAAUGUGUUUUUUAUUUUACAUUUAUUUAACUAGGCAAGAUCAGUUAAGAACAAAUUCCUAUUUUCAAUGACAGCCUAGGAACAGUGGGUUGACUGCCUGUUCAGGGGCAGAACGUCAGAUUUGUACCUUGUCAGCUCGGGGGUUUGAACUUGCAACCUUCCGGUUACUAGUCCAACGCUCUAACCACUAGGCUACCAUGUGUUUGCAUAAUACCUGUGUAAGUUUAAACAUGAGUUGGAUCCAGUGAUUUAUCUUGAACUUAUCAUGUGAUUUAUCCCGUGUAUCAGUAAUUCCCUUUUUGUUUUGUGGACUUCAGCAACCGGUCCUCUGUUUCCAGAGAUGAGCAGUCAGCUCGAAGAGGAUUUGCCCGAUUCAAAUUAGUUAAGAAAUACGAUUAUAUUAUUUUCAGAUCUUGAUAUUGCUGCAUUUUAUAUUGUUCCAUUAAAAUUAAAUUAAUAUU
Oncorhynchus tshawytscha (Chinook salmon) is the source of this 1041-nucleotide messenger RNA. RefSeq names its product 28S ribosomal protein S12, mitochondrial. Bases 138 to 572 code for a protein of 144 amino acids. The record is from RefSeq and is a predicted model, not a curated record. NCBI's taxonomy places the organism in Eukaryota, Metazoa, Chordata, Actinopteri, Salmoniformes, Salmonidae. Gene Ontology annotation, molecular function: structural constituent of ribosome. Gene Ontology annotation, biological process: translation. Gene Ontology annotation, cellular component: ribosome; small ribosomal subunit. The transcript has 3 exons.